Messenger RNA from Monosiga brevicollis MX1, 1842 nucleotides. RefSeq lists its product as uncharacterized. Gene Ontology annotation, molecular function: DNA-binding transcription factor activity, RNA polymerase II-specific; RNA polymerase II cis-regulatory region sequence-specific DNA binding. Gene Ontology annotation, cellular component: nucleus. Gene Ontology annotation, biological process: regulation of transcription by RNA polymerase II. The transcript is spliced from 5 exons. Lineage: Eukaryota; Choanoflagellata; Craspedida; Salpingoecidae. The record is from RefSeq and is a predicted model, not a curated record. The coding region runs from base 1 to 1842 and encodes 613 amino acids.
AUGCUGCUGGUGGGUGAGUCAGUUGCACCCAUACAGUCAAUCGUGGGAGAUCAACCCCUCCCCACCCAUAUCAGCAAACAAAGCUUGACCAACUUUACCAUGACCACCACCAAUUUUAACAUGAGUGCCUGGAUGCGGCCCGAUGCCAUGGAAACGGACACAGACUCACUCUCGGUGACCUUCCAUCAGCACCAGCACCAGCCCAACCUCUACGCGGGCAGCCUGCAACACCACCAAAUCCCCCCACAUUCUCAAUAUCAUCACUUCCAACACCAGCCGACCUAUCAGCAGCCCCAGCCUCAGUAUACCGCCCAGCCGCAACUUACAAUGCCCAUCCCAGCCUCCUCCCAGCCCAUGAUGUAUCCCCAACAACACCAGAUCCAGCCUCAGCAGGCACCAACAUUCUCCAUGCAGCCCUGCGUCAUGACGCACCUGCUCAACGACUCAGAACAUGAGGACACGGGCACCCAGGACCUGGACACCUCGCUCACCGACAUGCAAUGGGUCUGCGACUUUACACCCUCGGCCACCUCCACCCUCAUUACCCCCAUCAAAAAGGCCAAACACGAAGUCAGCAAGCAUGAUGUCGUUGAAGACUUUGAAGACAUUCAGUACAUGCUCUCCAUUCCUCCCGAAAAGCAAGACCCGACCCGCAAACCCGACUUUGCGUAUGCCGCCCUCAUCAUGGCCGCCAUCGUCACCAGCAAGAGUGGCAAAAUGCCCCUCUGUGACAUCUACACGUGGAUUCAGGACCAUUUUCCCUACUACAAGCAUGCCGAACCGGGUUGGAAGAACUCCAUCCGCCAUAACCUGAGCCUCAACAAGCACUUUAUCAAGGUCCCACGUAGCAAAACUGAAAAGGGCAAGGGUGCCUACUGGACGCUGGCCCGCGAUGAGAAGGGCGAUUGCCUAAAAGUUCGCCUUGCCUCCGGUCGUCAGCUGCAAAGGGAAAACAGCACCGAACGACCCCCGGAAAUGGCAUCAGAGCAGCAGCCCCAGCCUUCCCAACACCCGGUGCCUGUGCGCUCCACGAUUUUGGCCAACCAUGCCCGCGACCUGCAAACUCCUCAACACACACAACCCCUGAGCCGGCGGGCCAACCUUCCCGCAACCGCAACGCCCGUCUCCGCGGCUAUCCACCACUCCGUCGGGCCCAUGACUAGCAUUGACCAGAGUCUCUUUAGCUCUGACUUUGAUUCGCCCUCUGGCAUCUGGUGCAGCCCAACCCGUCGCUUCGAUGCCAUGCUGCACCUCGCUGCUUCGGAAGACGCAGACGCCCAUUUCACUGCUUCACUUGCCGGUCUUCCCGGAGCGCAGCAGCAGCGUGCUCCUCAUACACUGUGCACCAGUACCUCUGCCCAUGUGCCGGCCACCUCAGGCUCGAUGGACCCCAUGGCCGCCACGGGCGCAGCUCAUGACGAACUCUUUUCCCAAGCACAGCGUGACAUGGUCGCCCAGCACCGCGGCAUGACCACCUCUCAGGCAUCAGUUUUGCCCAGCCCCGCUGCCAUGCAUCCCCAUCGCCAUCUCAACCAGCACGCGUCUACACCCAAGUGGGUGACCACCUCGAGCCCCAAUAAACUUCAUGACAGCGGUCUGGCCAUGAGCCCCAGCGCCCUCGAGACCCCGGGUCGUCUUUUUGGCGUACAUGGCGUCCCAGACUUUGACCCCCAGGAUCUGACCCGAAGCCCCGGCUUCUUCUCUCCCUUCAAGUCGGCUCAAUCCCCAUUUUGGCAAGGCUUGGGCACCACCAACUGCCCGACGCCCUCUCCGUUCAAGCGCGAGCUUCUCCGAACCGAGGCCCUGGCCAAUUCGCCGCUUCGCACGGCCAUUCAAUUUUGA